This is a messenger RNA of Papilio machaon (common yellow swallowtail), 1377 nucleotides long. Its product is annotated as RNA-binding protein with serine-rich domain 1-A-like. The transcript has 7 exons. Gene Ontology annotation, biological process: mRNA splicing, via spliceosome. The record is from RefSeq and is a predicted model, not a curated record. Gene Ontology annotation, cellular component: nucleoplasm; cytoplasm; ASAP complex. Lineage: Eukaryota; Metazoa; Arthropoda; Insecta; Lepidoptera; Papilionidae. Gene Ontology annotation, molecular function: RNA binding. The coding region runs from base 102 to 974 and encodes 290 amino acids.
UACGAGACGCCGGAUAGGCGUAAAAUUGACAAAUAUCACGAUUUUAAAGUUGAUUUCAGUGUUUAACUUGGUGAUUUCUAAACUUUUUGUGAAUUUCUGCAAUGGCGCGAAAUAAAUCUCCUACAGCUUCUUCGGAUAAAGACAAGAAGAAGCUCAAAGAAAAGAAGAAAAAAGAAGAAUCUGGUUCUAGUAGUAGUGAUAGCAGUGGAAGUUCAUCAGACAGCAGUUCAUCCCGCUCAUCAUCGCGGUCUUCUUCAAGCAGCUCUGGCAGCUCGUCACGGUCAUCUUCGUCUUCAAGCUCAACAAGCAGCAGUAGCAGCACCAAUGAUCGCUCAAAAGCUAAGAAAAAAACUUCACCACACAAGAGUCCAAUCAAGGAUCGUCGAGAGCCAGAUAAGUUGAGGGAAAGAUCACCAACUGGGGAUAAAAAGAAACCAGUAUUACCAGUUGCCAAUGACAAACAGAAGACCAAGGAUAAGCAGGAAAGAUCACCGGGUCGUAAGAAGAGAGAAAGAUCGCCAUUGCCGAGGCCAACUCGAAUACACAUAGGGCGUCUCACUUUGAAUGUAACCAAAGAGCAUAUCAAUGAAAUAUUCUCUACAUAUGGCACUGUGAAGGUGGUCGAGUUCCCAAUGGACAGACUGCACCCACACAAUGGACGCGGAUAUGCAUAUGUAGAAUUCAGUAAUGCAGAUGAAGCAGAAAAUGCAAUGAAACACAUGGAUGGAGGUCAGAUCGACGGGCAGGAGAUAACGGCGGCUCCGGUGCUGAUACCGACGCGGCCGCGCCGGCCCUCGCCGCGCGCUCCGCCGCGACAUCUGCCGCCCCGACGACACUCGCCACCACGGUACCGACGGCGCAGCCCGCCGCCCCGCCGCCGCUCGCCGCCCCGCCGCCGCCGCACCCGCUCGCGCUCGCCGCGCCCCGCCCCGCGCCGCCGCCGCUCCAGGUCCUCCUCCGCUUCCUCACGAUAAACACACAACACAUACACUAGUCUUACACACACCAUGUACAAGUUAUCUAAUAUUUAAAAUAAUAUUCAAACAAAUACCCUUCACAUGGUAUUUUACACACACUCAUACAAACCUUACAUGAACGCAGAAACAUUACUAAGGUAAGUAGCCUUAGUGUAAUAGGUAAGUAUAUGACGGUGUAACAUUGUUUUACAAUAAUUGUAGUUUAGCAAUCAUCAAGAACCCAUAUUAAUUGGUUAUUUCUUGUCAUUAAAAGCUUGCAAAAUGGAAACUGAGCAGAGUGAGUGAUCAGUGCUAUCUUAACUUGAAUACGACAAAGUGAAGUGCUUAUCUGUAUUUUCUUCAAUAUUAUUUGUAAAAUUAAAUGAACUACCGAAUUUUGUUAAUAAACAGUGACUACAGC